CUUGCCGCCGCUCAUAAGGGACCAGCAUCCUCACCGGCAGCCCCCGUCUCUGCUGACUCAGUGCCUUAGCAGCAGCCCCUUCACCCUGACCGGCAGCACCCCGCAGCAGACGCGCCCUCCGCAGACGAACGCUCCCGCAGCUCCGCAGAAAUGGCCAACAUCGCAGUCGCUUACAAAGAGAAGAUGAAAGAGAUUUCGGUUCUCUCCCUCAUCUGCUCUUGUCUUUACCCCCAAAGCCGUAAAAAUGUGGCGAUGGGUGACUUCGAGGACCUGGACAUCAAGCCCAUCAACAAGCGAGCGUCUGGCCAGGCCUUCGAGGUGAUCCUGAAGACGCCCUCCCCCGUUUCUGAUGCAGCUCAUUGUAUCACCAGCCCCCCAAAGCGGGAUAUUUCCCUGGACGACAUCCAGAAGAAGCUGGAGGCUGCGGAGGACCGGAGGAGGUCUCAGGAGGCGCAGGUGCUGCGAGCACUGGCCGAGAAGCGAGAGCACGAGCGGGACGUGCUGAUGAAGGCCAUGGAGGAGAACAGCAACUUCAGUCGCAUGGCUGAGGAGAAGCUGCUGAUGAAGAUGGAGCAGAGCGAGGAGAACCGGCAGACCUACCUGGCCGCGCUCAUGGAUCGACUACAGGAGAAGGAGAAGCAUGCUCAGGAGGUGCGCAAAAACAAGCAGUUGAGAGAAGAAAUCCUCGCAUGAGAAGACCACAGGCAUCCUCUGAGCAUUCACUUCCACCCUGACCCUACCUAUCCCACAUCUCCAAGCCCCUAGUUAGUCCCCAUGUCUUCUGCUCUGGAGCCACCGCAGCAACAGUGGCAGGAGUGUGGGUUGAUUUAAAACAUGAAGAGGAGAAACCACCCUUCCCAACCACUUCACUACAAAAAAAAGGAAUGUUUUGGCCUCAUUUUAAGCAAAGAAAUUUUUGACAGUGGGUUUUUGUAAAUACUUCUUUUUUUGUUAUAUACAGCAGCGAAAGUAUUGAUUGCAGUGUGCCAUUUUUAUAUAUGUGUUUCCUCUCUUUGCAUAUGGAUGUAACCUUGUUUUCAUUUGAGCCUGAGAAUCUUUUCCGUUUCAGUUUCUCGUGUGGUUUAUGGCUUAGAUGUUUGUCGUGAGUUUGCCAGCUAGUUGAGUUCCGCUCACUCCUGUGAGAUAGAUGGUGAAUGUACUGCAGGAGAACACUAUAGCAUUUAUUGAGCCCGUCCUUCUCCGUCCGCUCUUCUCUCCACCUUGUACAUACACUGGUUGACAGGUAUUUAGCCAAACAUAGCACAGAGCUCAUUGCCAAAAUCCACUUGGAUCCAGAAAGCUCACUCAUCAUCAGAGCAGUUGUAGGGCUUCUAACUUCACGUCUUCAUCUUACUGUACUGUGUAAUAAAACUAAGGUCAAAGUGCAUACUCUUCAUACUCACCGUUACUGUGAAUUAAAUCCAUUAAAAAAAGACAAAAAAAAGAAAAAAAAAACAAUGACAUAACACUCAUAUUUCUGAAGAUAAUUUUCUGCUGCAUAUAAUGGGAUCACGGUUGCCGGACUAAGCCAGGCACACACGUUUCGUCGGUGUUUAAUGCUGCGUUCAAAGCCCCUCACGUAUUCUCGGACAAUUGGACGCAAAUGUAAAAGUUUUUAUUUUUGCUUUGAACGCAGCAUUAGACCAGCUCUUAUCAUUGCACCGCCGCAUCUGCUGAAGUCAUAUUUGAGAGUCAUCUAAGAGGAUUCACGAUGGCAGUCUUGUCACUCAUUGAGGGAACAGUGCUGAGAGACGCUCGAGCACAGGAGGUCCGCAGAUGUGUGUGUGCGUUUUUAGAAAGGUGUGUGCCUGAUCUUGACUUGGUGGAUUAUAACUCAACAUCACUGAUAGACUUUCCUUCUUGACUCUUUCUCUCCUCUCUCCAUUUGUGUGUUGUCCUCUCCCCACAUAUAUCGUUGUGAGCAAGCAGUGGUUAAUAAAGAUUUGGGGUUCAGUGAA
Synchiropus splendidus (mandarinfish) is the source of this 1958-nucleotide messenger RNA. It is a transcript of the gene stmn2b, whose product is annotated as stathmin 2b. The record is from RefSeq and is a predicted model, not a curated record. Bases 151 to 693 code for a protein of 180 amino acids. Gene Ontology annotation, molecular function: tubulin binding. Gene Ontology annotation, cellular component: neuron projection; cytoplasm; growth cone. The transcript is spliced from 5 exons. NCBI's taxonomy places the organism in Eukaryota, Metazoa, Chordata, Actinopteri, Syngnathiformes, Callionymidae. Gene Ontology annotation, biological process: neuron projection development; microtubule depolymerization; regulation of microtubule polymerization or depolymerization.